ACCAUUUAAACACAAUUACAAAAUCUCAACCUUUUAUGCAUGUAAAAAAGCUCACGUGCGUUUGAAGAUAUAUUUUUCAUUUUAUUUUUCGUUUCGUGUAUUUUUGUCAGCAAUCAGAGACAGUAGAGAAGAUGGCACCCGAGAGGAGAUUCGACACUUGGCAGACUAGCAGUGGGCGGGGAUUGGAGUACCGUCCUGGCGACUACUUCCCCGACCAGGGGUACAGGGAGACCCGUCCAGAUCCUCUGCCUCCUUCACUGCACCGAGACCUGCCAGAGAUGAUCAACCCAUACGAGACCACAACUGGGUCCACACAUGACAUGAAGCACGGGGGAGGGACCCUGGCCAACGAGAGGUACCAGAGGGCGGGAGCCAACUGGAACGUGCACUACGGAAAAGAACACAUUAGACAGCUGGAGGAGCGCCGGUGGCGUCCAGAGUUGACGAUGAAGAACCAGUCGAGUGAGAUGCGGGACAAGUACAGAGGCGACACAGGCACCAAAGACGUAGACUUCGAGGACACUACCAAAAUAGGACCUCAGGGUUUCCUACUGGAGAACCACCACAAAGAAGGACCCUCAAAGACUGGUCAGGCAUCGUCGACAAAUCCAGAGCUAUCGGGUCAGCCGUUCUACGUGAAGGACCAAGGGAUGUUGCGGGAACUAGAUCCCUACAUGAGCACAACGUACAAAGACCACAGGGCCUGGGACGACAUGGAGCUCACUCGGUACCCGAAGAAAGACCAGGCAACUUUCUGGGCAUGCGAGGAGUACCCCAAGGCGUGGGGACACGGACCCCAGUCUAAUCCUCUACCAAAACAGACAGUUCCGAGGGAGAGACCUCCGAUGAGAGACGCCACCUUCUUCAAGUCCCAAACCAGAAUACCCUUCUGGCCCAAGAGCGCAAAGCCAGUACCUAACGGAUCGUACAAAUCGGAGACUCAGAGCCAGUUCGUGACGCCCUUGGAGGAGAGGAUGAGGGAUGCCACCAUCUGUCCAGUUGAGACUCCCUACACCUUCCACGAACCCCCUCCCGAGGACCUUAACCUGCCACAACAUUACGACACCAGUUACAAGUUCUAUGGGAGCGAGGAAAAAGUACAGGUCACCACCUAGUCGAAAGAGAAGAAGUAACUAAUACUAGAAGAGCGAAUCAAAAAAACUUUAUGCGUAACACCAGAAAUUAUCUCGCGGACCACCCAAAAUUUAGUUGCAGAACACCCAGAAUUUACUUGCAGAACACCAAAAAGUCUAUUUGCUUGCAGUCAUGGUAAAAUCAUUAAAGAAGAAGUUUCGUGAGAAUAUAAGCAUUCUCUUGUUUUGCUCCAGCUGGAGUUCAAAGCUUAUAUAAUAGUGCUAUGAAAUGAAUAUUUUAUUGAGAUUUUGAUGAGUUAAAAUUAAAAUUUAAUCAAAAUCCACAAAAUGAGAUUUAAUUCGUGCAA
This is a messenger RNA of Symsagittifera roscoffensis, 1441 nucleotides long. RefSeq names its product stabilizer of axonemal microtubules 3-like. The transcript has 7 exons. The record is from RefSeq and is a predicted model, not a curated record. Lineage: Eukaryota; Metazoa; Xenacoelomorpha; Acoela; Convolutidae. Bases 132 to 1115 code for a protein of 327 amino acids.